Messenger RNA from Oikopleura dioica, 1281 nucleotides. The record is from the annotation of a GenBank genome assembly. Lineage: Eukaryota; Metazoa; Chordata; Appendicularia; Copelata; Oikopleuridae.
AUGAAAUACAAAGGCGGGCCGAGUUUUGUGACGAUUUUGACGAUUGGGACUAUCGUUGCUCUUUUCUCCUCCAUCGUCAUUUUCUUCAUCAUCCGCGCCCUCAUCCGCCUCUUCCAAAAAACGACUCUCAUCAAAGACCAUUACCUCCAUCUCCUCACUUCUCUCCCCCACGACCUGGUGCACCACUUCUUUCAAAUUUUUCUUUUCUUCAAAAUCUUCAUUUUCGUUCCCGACGAAGCCUUUCCCGCCACCUUUCAAAGUUUUCUUCUUGAAAAACCGGGCCUUGGAAUAUUUUAUGCAAUCAUCUUGUUUUUGGAUAUUCUGCGAAUUUUCGUCGUUUUUAAAUGGUGCGAAAAAGUGCAGCGGGAUCAGGGGCUCGCUCUUGUCAGAAUUGACGCUUUUGUUAAUGGAACUUCUUUUCUGAUUUGCCGAAUUCCACUGAUGCUUGUCCAAAGAGCAAUAAUGGACAAAUUUUAUUUUCCGAAUUUUCUCGUCUUAUUUAUUUGUUAUGAUAACUUGUUCCUUCUUUACAGUGUCAUUUCCAGCGCUUACUACGCAGAAAUCAAGCUCAAGAACGCUUUAAAUUUCUUAUCAAAAACAUUCAUCAUUAUUUCUCUGCCGAUUAUAUUUAUCAUUCUUUCAAUAUUUCGAAUGGCUCUGCAAUUUAGCAGUGUCGAUAUUUCCAAAUGCUUACAAAUUGUUACUUACGGCGAGUUUUCAUAUUUGACGAGAAAAUCUUGCACUGGAAUUUUGGAGCAUUUCUUUAUUUAUUUGAGCAUUUUGCCAUAUUUGCUCAUUCCGGCGUUGAUCAUCAAAAACUACUACUUCAUCCGAAGCAGCAUGAAAAAGAACAAAUCAUUGCUCGACAAUUUUAUUCUCGACAAAGUGCAUUCCCGAAAUCCAUCGGAAGAAGAGGAGCACAAAGAAACGCUGGAAGAAGUCGAUGAAUUCUCACAAGUUCUGAAAGAAGUGAAAGUUGAUGAUGAAGUGUUUGACAAUCGAAUUUCUUCUUCCUCUGGACCGUAUCAUAUGGUUGGCUAUGUGCAGACGGAAAAUGAACCGAUGAGUCAAGAAGCUCAAGAAGUUUUUCAAGAUCAAAGCUUGAAGACCGGCGCCUCUUCUCUCAAGUAUCUUGAGUUUCAAUCAAUGUCUCGAGAAGAGAAAAACAUGUGGCUCAAAAACGGAAUUGAUCCGGAAACAGGUGAAACUGCCGCGAACUCGGAAGACGAAGAAGAUGUCGAGUUUUAUUCCUCCUUUGCGUCUCUUUCUUUGAAGAAAUGA